AUGAUAUUGGUGGAUCGUUUGGGUGUCGAACCAAAUAUAGUUGGCACAUUACAUGUGACUACAUCACAUGUCAUUUUUCGGUCUGAUAAAGGAGGCAAAGAGUUAUGGAUAGCGAACGGUUUGAUCGGUAGUGUCGAACGCGGGUCAUUGUCAGCAGCUGGUUGUCCUCUAGUGAUUCGUUGCAAGCACUUUCAGGUUAUCAAUCUGCUUAUUGGAAGGGAUAAAAUCUGUCAAGAUCUCUAUGAAACUUUAUUGAGGUGCUCUAAAAAACUUCCACUUCAGUGUUUAAUAACGAUGUCUCAGAUUUUGAAUGUAUGUGAAUUAGUAGCGUUUGAAAACCGUGAUGUGGCAGAAGACGCACGUGGAUGGUCUCGAUUGGAUUGGGCUGUUGAGUUUACGAGACAAGGUGUUGAUGGUGAAUGGGCUGAAAAUGAUCUCAAUGAGUCUUAUCGGAGCUGCGAUACAUAUCCUGAACGUUUGUGGUUACCUGUUUCUGCUAACAAAACCAUCCUUUUGGGUUCAUGCCGAUUUCGAUCUAGGGGACGAUUGCCGGUACUCACAUAUUUCCAUAAGCCAAAUGGAGCUGCGAUCUGCAGGUGUGCUCAGCCGUUGACAGGUUUCUCAGCACGAUGUCUCGAAGACGAAAAACUGAUGGAGUUGAUUGGCAAAGCAAAUAAGAACUGUGACACUCUCUUUCUCGUCGACACAAGGCCAAUAAUGAAUGCAAUGGUUAAUAAGGUGCAAGGCAAAGGGUUUGAAGACGAGAGGAACUACUCCAACACUCGAUUCCAUUUCUUCGAUAUUGAAAACAUUCACGUUAUGCGAAGCAGUCAAAUAAAGCUUCUUGAAGCAUGCACAAAGUCUCGUACAAUAGCUGAUUACUUGCGGUCAUUGGAAUCUUCUGGAUGGUUGAAACAUUUACGCGCUAUUGUCGAAUGCUCAACUUUUUUGGCUGAUUCGAUAUCAAAAGGAAUUUCAUGUGUGGUGCACUGCUCAGAUGGAUGGGAUCGCACUUCACAAACAGUAUCACUGGCUCAGUUACUGCUUGAUCCAUUUUUUCGUACGAUUCAUGGUUUCCAGGUUCUGAUAGAAAAGGACUGGCUAGGAUUUGGUCAUAAAUUCGAUGACCGAUGUGCUCAUGUUGGCGCACUAAAUGAUGAAGCAGCUAAGGAGAUAUCUCCAAUAUUUUCCCAAUUUCUCGAUUGCGUCCACCAAAUAAUGCGCCAACGUCCUCGAGCCUUUCAAUUCAAUGACCGUUACCUAAUCAACAUUCAUGAACAUGUCUACUCAUGUCAGUUUGGAACGUUUAUUGGAAACUGCGAGAAGGAUAGGAAAGAUCUCCAACUGGGGAAACGAACAAAAUCGCUGUGGACAUAUUUGGAUCUACGUCAGGACGAUUAUUUCAAUCCAUUUUAUGAGCCGACAACGUUCUCUGUUCUGUCCGGGAUAGACACUCGUGCAGCCGCAUUCAACGUUUGGCAUGCCUUGUACAAUCGUUUCGACGACGGUCUUCUACCACGAGAAAUGGUGAUUGACACGGUGAUGACAACGAUGGAACAUGUUGGAGUUUUGGAAAGUCAUAUUACGGCAUUACGAAUGCGAAUCGCAGAGCUUAAGUGUUACCUUGGUCGAGGAGGGGCAUGUUGCGGAAAUUCUAUGGCAGACAGUGGUCAUAGUAGCGGAACGGGACAAUCAGAAGAGCGGAUGGUUUCCGAUCAACGACCACCGUCACGCGAAAGCGGCAUCUACGAGCAGGGCUUGCCGUACUCGGAAGAAGUGCUAACUCGCCUCCCAGUUCGGUGGCAAUCCCUAAGGGAUGCUUCACAUUGUACUUCAAAAUCAUGUCUUGCUGAGUUUGCUUCGGCAGUUGAUCGAAGAAUUCACUGCCAUCGUUGUGGAAAGGUGUUUUGUCGGCGAUGCGUACGGGUUACUGCAGAUGAACGGGAGCGAAUUUGUGAAGGGUGUCGAGGCAUUUCAUAG
Molecule: messenger RNA, 1980 nt
Organism: Angiostrongylus costaricensis
Lineage: Eukaryota; Metazoa; Nematoda; Chromadorea; Rhabditida; Metastrongylidae
Source: the annotation of a GenBank genome assembly